Messenger RNA from Solanum tuberosum (potato), 1130 nucleotides. RefSeq names its product F-box protein SKIP28. Gene Ontology annotation, molecular function: protein binding. The transcript has 3 exons. Gene Ontology annotation, cellular component: cytoplasm. The coding region runs from base 118 to 1032 and encodes 304 amino acids. Lineage: Eukaryota; Viridiplantae; Streptophyta; Magnoliopsida; Solanales; Solanaceae. The record is from RefSeq and is a predicted model, not a curated record.
UGUAUCCAUCCAUUUUUUUUUUUUGCUUUUCCCAUUCUAGAAAAAUUUAUCAACACACAAUUAUUGCUCAUUAUCUUCAAAACUAACACAUAAUUUUUAUCAUACCAUAACACAAAAAUGACACAAACUUCUUCACAAUUAAGUCCACCACAUGAAGCUAUGUUCUUGAUCUUGCCUUAUCUCCCUUUAUAUGAACUUUUAUCAAUGAGUCAAGUUUGCAAGUCAUUUAGAGAUGCUCUAAAACAUGAUAUACUCCCAUGGUUGAAUGUCAUCGUCGAAAAACCGAUAAAUACUCGAUUUUCUGAUGAUUUUUUGGUGAAAAUAAUGUCUAAGGCAAAGGGUAGAAUGAAUAUUGUUGCUCUGAGAAAUUGCUUUAAGAUAACAGAUGAAGGGCUUUUACAAGUUAUUGCUAGUAAUCCUUUUAUCAACAAGCUAUAUUUACAAGGGUGCACUAGCUUAACCAUUGAGGGAGUCAUUGGUGCAGUAAAAUUACUCACCAAACCAAACCAUAAGCUAAAAAACUUAGCUAUUUCUGGCAUCUACAAUGUGAAAAUAGAAGAUUUUCAAACACUUUGUUAUCUAAUGGGAAUAAAUCAAAUGCAAAUGAAACAAAUAAAGAAGAAUUACUAUCACAUGAGAUGCGAAUUAUACACGUUUAAACAAGAAUCUCAGCCUUCAAUCGACGUAGAUAUAUGUCCAAAAUGUGGUGAAAUAAGAGAAGUUUUUGAUUGUCCAAGAGAUUCUUGUAAGAAGAGAAUGCAACAACAACAAAGGCAACUUCUUAUAGAGUGCAGGGGUUGCUUCCUUUGUGUCCCAAGAUGUGAGGAGUGUGGUGUAUGCACCAAAGAUGAAGAAUUAGGUGAAGCAGCUUGUGUAGACAUAUUGUGCUUAAAUUGUUGGCUUCAUCUUCCAAAAUGUAGUUUUUGUAACAAGGCAUAUUGCAACCAGCAUGCUUACCAACAACAUGUUGGCUCUUCUUUAGGGUUCUUGUGUAGUGAGUGUAGUUUUCAAUCAACACAAAGUUCACAUUAGUGGUUUUGAAAUGUGUAUUGUAUAUUGCUUUUUGAUAAACGGAUUUUGAAUUUUAAGUUUAUGGAUUCAAGAUAUUAGAAUAUGAUAGUAAUUAGUGA